AUGAUGGCCGGCAUAUCCAGUUUCCUCACUCGCCGCCUUCCGCCCUUUCCGCUCGCCGGUACCGCCGCCGCCGCAGCAGCAGCCAUGUCGUCGUCGUCCACGGCAGCGAACGUCUCCUAUCGUCCGAUCUCUCCGGACACCACCCGCGUGGCCUGGGUGGGGACGGGCGUCAUGGGCCAGUCCAUGGCUGGCCACCUCCUCUCCGCCGGCUACGCUCUCACCGUCUUCAACCGCACGGCAUCCAAGACCCAGGGCCUCGUCUCCAGCGGCGCCAGCCUCGCGGACAGCCCCCGCGCGGCCGCCUCGGCUGCCGAUGUCAUCUUCCUCAUGGUCGGCUUCCCCUCCGACGUCCGCUCCACCGCCCUCGAUCCAUCCACCGGCGCCCUCUCCGGCCUGGCCCCAGGCGGCAUCCUCGUCGACAUGACCACCUCCGACCCCACCCUCGCCGCCGAGAUAGCCGCGGCCGCUGCCGCCUCCGGCUGCUCGGCCGUCGACGCCCCCGUCUCCGGCGGCGACCGAGGGGCCCGCAACGCCACCCUCUCCAUCUUCGCGGGCGGCGACGCCGCCGUCGUUGCUCGCCUGGCGCCGCUCUUCAAGCUCAUGGGAAACGCGCUGUACAUGGGCGGGCCCGGCGCGGGGCAGCGCGCGAAGCUGGGCAACCAGAUCGCCAUCGCGUCCACCAUGGUGGGGCUCGUGGAGGGCAUGGUGUACGCGCACAAGGCCGGGCUGGACGUGGCCAAGUGGCUGGAGGCCAUCUCCACCGGCGCGGCGGGGUCCAAGUCGCUGGAACUGUACGGGAAGCGGAUCCUGGAGAGAGAUAUGGCGGCUGGCUUCUAUGUCCGGCACUUCGUGAAGGACCUCGGUAUCUGCCUGUCGGAAUGCCAGGCCAUGGGACUGUCGCUGCCGGGGCUCGCGCUCGCGCAACAGCUGUACGUGUCGCUGAUCGCUCACGGCGAGGGCGGGCUCGGUACACAGGCGCUUAUACUGGCCAUCGAGCGGCUGAACAACACCAGCCUCGAGAAGGACGGAUGA
This is a messenger RNA of Miscanthus lutarioriparius, 1032 nucleotides long. Lineage: Eukaryota; Viridiplantae; Streptophyta; Magnoliopsida; Poales; Poaceae. The record is from the annotation of a GenBank genome assembly.